Molecule: messenger RNA, 2064 nt
Organism: Parnassius apollo (apollo)
Lineage: Eukaryota; Metazoa; Arthropoda; Insecta; Lepidoptera; Papilionidae
Source: the annotation of a GenBank genome assembly
AUGCAGACCGUCAGACAACAAAUUCCUGAUAAAACAGGACAAUCAUCGCGUCCACCGCAAAAUGUGAGAUUUGCGAACCUCGACACAACAGAUAUGGGAGAAAGUUGCGAGCUAUCUACAAUGAACGAAACUACGUCACCAACAUACCAGUCUACCAAUCCUACCAAUCCAUUCUUGAGUGGCCAGCUACAGGCUGAGGAUUCCUUUACCAGCUACCAAAAUACGUAUCCCCAGCAAGAUGGUGCUCCACGAACACAAAGCAUGCAAAGUGUUGAUUUUUACGCUUCCUCUGAAGAGGGAGGCUUUGAAGAAGGUGGUGGAAAACCAGGUGCUAAAAUUAACGAAUAUCAAGCCGCCUGGAACGUCACUAAUGCUAUCCAGGGUAUGUUUGUGGUGUCGCUUCCUUUUGCUGUACUUCAAGGAGGUUACUGGGCUAUAGCUGCGAUGAUUGGUAUUGCCCAUAUCUGCUGCUACACUGGGAAGAUCUUGGUAGAAUGUCUCUAUGAAGACGACCCCGUGUCAGGACAACGAGUCAGAGUUCGUGAUUCUUACGUCUCUAUCGCCAAAGAAUGUUUUGGUAGAAAAUACGGAGCUAGAAUUGUUAACAUGGCUCAAAUUAUCGAACUACUCAUGACUUGUAUUCUAUACGUUGUUGUCUGUGGCGAUCUUAUGAUAGGUACGUUUCCUGAUGGUUCCAUCGAUACUCGCUCCUGGAUGAUGUUGACUGGUAUCUUUCUUCUUCCACUUGGCUUCCUCAAAUCUCUAAAAAGUGUCAGUAUGUUAUCGUUUUGGUGUACUAUGAGUCAUUUGAUCAUAAACGCCAUUGUACUCGGCUAUUGCGUUCUGUAUAUUGGGGAUUGGGGUUGGUCGAAAGUGAAAUGGAGUUUGGAUUUCGAGAAUUUCCCUAUCAGUUUAGGUGUCAUUGUUUUCUCUUACACGUCUCAAAUAUUUCUGCCAACCUUGGAAGGCAACAUGGAGGAUCGAUCCAAAUUUGAAUGGAUGUUAAACUGGUCGCAUAUUGCAGCUGCUGCUUUUAAAUCUAUUUUUGGAUAUUUAUGCUUUUUGACUUUUCAAAACGAUACCCAACAAGUUAUAACAAACAAUCUUCACUCGGCUGGAUUCAAGGGACUGGUUAACUUUUUUCUUGUAACAAAAGCUGUACUUAGUUACCCCUUACCAUAUUAUGCUGCAUGUGAUUUGCUAGAGCGUGCUCUAUUUCGAGGAAAACCUAAAACUCUUUUUCCAACUAUUUAUGCUUUGGAUGGGUCCUCUCGGACUCGGCAAGCGGCACCUGCCGCUGGUGGAGUGCGCCGCAUGCGUUGGACAAGGGAUAUGAACGCAAACACAUUGCGGGCGUACUAUAGGGCGAAAGGGGAAGAAACUGCAGGGAUAUCGUAUCGGACUCGGAUGCAUUGCUUUUUUGCUGAGCUGGAGCCGCCUAUUCCGUCACGGAACAAAACCUGGCAGACCGAGUCCGGUACAUCAUGCGCUCGAAAAUAUUUGAUGAUACCGAGUUCGAACAACUACGACGUGAGGCCAUUCCCUCAUCGAAUGAAUUGGCGACCAGACCAGCUGCCACGCGUAGAAGCUGCCAUGGAUCUUCCAAUAGUGGUUGAUUCGGACGAUGAUGAAAUGGUCUCCCACGAACUAGAGCAAAUGAGGAGUAUAUUGGAAGAGGCGAUUUUGAAAACGCGCAGCAUGCCUCUCGAAAAUCGACCGCGACUUCCCCGCAUACCCCUAAGCAAGCGAAAUCGGGCUGUCGUGAGGGCUCUUAACCCAAUACUGGUAACCUAUUUGGAAGCCAGGCGGGAUCUUUGCGAGACGGACUCAGUUCUUUUUGGCGCCGCAGUGGCAACAUGCCGUAUUAUUGGCGCCAAACUUCCCAUGUCUGGACGCGCUACUAAACAAAGUAGCGCCAUCCCAGCCUGGAGAAAAAGAAUUGAGGACCGUAUCGCAAAGGCAAGGGCCCUUAUCGGCAGACUGACAAGCUUCAGGUCCGGUAAUAAUAGACCGAGGGUGGUGCGCUCCGUUAGAAUGGCGUUUGCUGGGACAAAUAUCAGUUAG